This is a messenger RNA of Prunus persica (peach), 791 nucleotides long. RefSeq names its product MLP-like protein 34. The coding region runs from base 69 to 545 and encodes 158 amino acids. Gene Ontology annotation, biological process: defense response. The record is from RefSeq and is a predicted model, not a curated record. NCBI's taxonomy places the organism in Eukaryota, Viridiplantae, Streptophyta, Magnoliopsida, Rosales, Rosaceae. The transcript is spliced from 2 exons.
AAGCUUAAUAGCUAUAUCGGUCAUCUACAAAAUUCUAAAAAGUAAACCUAAUUGUUUUGUCAGAGAAAAUGGCUUUGAGUGGAGCUAGUAAUUACAAGGCGGAGACUGUGGAGGCUGAGGUAGAGAUCAAAUCCAAUUCUGGCAAAUUGUUCAAGCUCAUCAGCAACCAGCACCACGACGUUCCGAAGGCCUCCUCUGAUAAUGUACAUGAUGUUGCGGUACAUGAAGGUGACUGGGAAACUUCUGGUUCUGUCAAGCUUUGGAAAUACACCUUAGAUGGAAAUGUUGAAACUUUAAAGGAAAAGGUAGAAAUAGAUGAAGCGAACAAGUUGGUGAGUCUUACUGCUUUGGAAGGAUCACAUGUGUUGGAGAAGUACAAAAGCUGUAAGAUCAUCUUCCAGGUCACUCCAAAGAGUGAAGGAGGUUUGGUGAAAAUUACCCUAGGAUAUCAAAGACUUAAUGAGAACGAUCCGCCUCCACAUAAGUACCUCCGGUUUUUGGUCAAUGUCAUUCAAGAUAUUGAUGCACAUCUUCUUAAGGAAUAAUUGCACCAACAAGAUUUAUGCGUGCAACUUUGAAGGAUAAUUACAUAUAUAUGUAAUAAAAUAAGGGCAAGCUAUCCUUGUUGUUAGUACCGUUUCGGACUUGCAAUUUCUAUCUUGGAAUUUAUAGGCAAGAAUGAAUUGAAUUGUGUGCAAUAUAUAAGUAUAUUGAUUGUGUGUGAACAAGUUUUCCUGGGUGUAUUAACUCAUCCAAAAGAAUAAAUUAUGAUCAGUAUAUUGUGCUACUCC